GGGAGGGGAGGCCUCCGUAAUCUCCCGCUAGCCUCUCGAAUCUUCCUGCAUGUUUACAUCCCUGCAGGGGUGGCUGGAAGCCAGGCACUCAAGCGUCCUGUGCUCCGGUGACAGCCCUCUCUGUUCUCGCCUAAGGAGACACUAAACCGUCAGGAACAUUUACUAUCUGUAGGAGAAACUGAGGCAGGAAGAGCCCGGCUGCGUAUGUUUUCCUUAAAUUGCGUUUGUGGACGCGCAGCCUCUUAAUCCCCUAUUCCCAGAUACGGCGGCCCUACGGUGGCUCCUCGCAAGAAGCAUGGAUCUCCCAACCCCUGACCUGCUGGACUCGUGGCUGGAGCCUCCAGGAGAUACCUUUUCGACAGGACCCUUCCUGGAGCUGGGACUCCCCUGUCCCCCUCCAGAGAUCCCGGUGACUAGGCUACAAGAACAGGGGCUGCAAGGCUUGGAGUCCAGUGGGGGCCAUAGCUGUGGCCUUCAAGAGAAUGAGCCUGAAGAUUUCCUGAAGCUUUUCAUUGAUCCCAAUGAGGUGUACUGCUCAGAAGCAUCUCCUGGCAGUGACAGUGCCAUCUCUGAGGACCCUGGCCAUCCAGACAGUCCCCCUGACCCCAGGGCACCCUGUUCUCCUGCCCUCUAUAAGCUUGUCUAUGAGGCAGGGGCCCUGGAGAGGAUGCAGGGGGAAGCUGGACCAAAUGUAGGGCUCAUCUCCAUCCAGCUAGAUCAGUGGAGCCCAUCAUUUUUGGUGCCUGAUGUCUGCAUGGUCAGCGAGCUGCCCUUUGAUGCUAAUGCCCAUAUCCUGCCCAGAGCAGGCACCAUAGCCCCAAUGCCUCCUGCGACCCUGCUGCCGUGUCAAACCCUGCUCCUGACAGAUGAGGAGAAGCGUCUGCUGGGGCAGGAAGGGGUUUCUCUGCCCUCUCACCUGCCUCUCACCAAGGCAGAGGAGAGGGUCCUCAAGAAGGUCAGGAGGAAAAUCCGUAACAAGCAGUCAGCUCAGGACAGUCGGCGGCGGAAGAAAGAGUACAUCGAUGGGCUAGAGGUUAGGGUGGCAGCCUGUUCUGCACAGAACCAGGAACUACAGAAAAAAGUCCAGGAGCUGGAGAGGCACAACAUCUCCUUGGUGGCUCAGCUCCGCCAGCUACAGACACUUGUUGUUCAAACCUCCAACAAAGCUGCCCAGACGAGCACUUGUGUUUUGAUCCUUCUUUUUUCCCUGGCUCUCAUCAUCCUGCCCAGCUUCAGCCCAUUUCAGGGUCUACCAGAAGUUGGGCCUGAGGAUUACCAGCCUCAUGGAGUGAUUUCCAGAAAUAUCCUGACCCACAAGGAUGUGACAGAAAAUCUGGAGACUCAAGUGGCAGAGCCCAGACUGGAGGAGCCACCUGGAGCGAAGGGUACAAAUGGCUCAACAAAGACACUGAUUGAGAAGACAGGACCCAGCGGGCACAUCAGAACAGUGCUGCAUGCAGAUGAGAUGUGAGCUGGAACAGAGUCCUUCCUGGCCUACUUCCUAAUCACAAUGAGGACGCCAGGGCUUCCCCCUGGGAUUCCCACUCAGGUGUGUCUGCCCUCAAAGGUCAGAAUUUCAGGACACCCUGAGGCCUGAUCUGCCUAUGUGAGAGGGCAUCUGAAAUACUUCUGUUAUGUAUCUGUGAUUUAUUUCUUCUUUGGGAAUAGGGUUGAGGAAAAACAAGUUUUGACUGAAAAAUGAA
Messenger RNA from Lemur catta (Ring-tailed lemur), 1703 nucleotides. It is a transcript of the gene CREB3L4, whose product is annotated as cAMP responsive element binding protein 3 like 4. Gene Ontology annotation, biological process: regulation of transcription by RNA polymerase II. Gene Ontology annotation, cellular component: nucleus. The transcript is spliced from 10 exons. Bases 296 to 1471 code for a protein of 391 amino acids. The record is from RefSeq and is a predicted model, not a curated record. NCBI's taxonomy places the organism in Eukaryota, Metazoa, Chordata, Mammalia, Primates, Lemuridae. Gene Ontology annotation, molecular function: RNA polymerase II cis-regulatory region sequence-specific DNA binding; DNA-binding transcription factor activity, RNA polymerase II-specific.